Messenger RNA from Fundulus heteroclitus (mummichog), 1078 nucleotides. RefSeq names its product peroxiredoxin like 2B (gene prxl2b). Bases 150 to 755 code for a protein of 201 amino acids. The record is from RefSeq and is a predicted model, not a curated record. The transcript has 7 exons. Lineage: Eukaryota; Metazoa; Chordata; Actinopteri; Cyprinodontiformes; Fundulidae.
GGGCGUUACCGGAAGAAGGGGUUUUAUAACUCUUGUGCGAGUGUAGUAGGCGUCAAAAACGCAUAUUACUACAUACUGGUGUCCAUUUCUGGUGUAUUUUCUUAGAGACCGGAUAUAUUUUGAAGUGUGUGGUGGAAAGCUGUGGAAAAAUGGCUAAAGUGGAUCUGGAUAAAGUCGGGAAGAACUUGCUGAAGAGUGCUGACAGUGGAGAGAAAGUGGAGCUCCAGUCUCUGUGGCAGGCCCAGCCUGUGGUGGUGUUCUUCCUGCGCAGGUUCGGCUGCCAGGUCUGCCGAUGGAUGGCGGCCGAGAUCAGCAAGCUGGAGCCUGACCUCAGGGCCAACGGGGUCUCGCUGGUGGGAGUCGGACCAGAGGAGUUCGGGCUCCAGGAGUUUAAGGAAGGAGGGUUUUUUAAAGGCUCCAUUUAUGUGGAUGAAGAAAAGAAGUGUUACAAGGAUUUGGGAUUCAAACGGUACACAGCUUUAAGUGUGGUUCCUGCUGCUUUAGGGAAGAAAGUGAGAGAUAUAUCUUCAAAGGCCAGUGAUGCAGGAAUCAAGGGAAACUUCUCAGGAGAUCUGCUGCAGAGCGGCGGGCUGAUCAUUGUGGCAAAAGGUGGGGAAUCGGUGUUGCUCCACUUCAUUCAGGAUUCACCUGGAGACUUUGUAUCCCUGGAGGACAUCUCCAAGGCUCUCGGUCUCUCAGCCACAGUGACAGCCGGGCAGAAACCGGUGUGCAAUGAUGAUGUUUGCACACGAUGAAGAAGUGGCCGUCUUCAUCGGAAAUGCUGAAGUCAGCCAGAUAGAAGAAGAGAAAUUAUAUUACUGACUCAUUUGUUGAGUGAUUAUUACCAUUUAUAAAAUCUUUGUACAGUCAGCUAAUGCGUUACCUGUAUAUUUAUGGUACAACAUUGUUUUUUUUUUUAUUAAUUUUCAAUGGAAUUUAGAAGAAACUAAUAAUACGUUCCUCAUGAUUUUAUCUUUAUGAACAGAAUUCAUCUCCCUUAAUGCCUUUCUUACACUUUACUGAUUCUUUGAAAAAGUGUUUUUUGCUAUUAAUAAAACCUUUUGGAGCUCAAUAUUUA